GACAAAACGAGGGAGAAGAAGCCCAACAAAGCCAAAGACGACUUUUUUCUCUCUCUUCCACUUCCCCCCUUUCCCUCUCUAUCUCUAUCCCUCUUUCAUUUUCCUCUUCCCCUUCGCCUCCCGAUCUCCUUCUCAAAUAGCCACGACGGCGCUGCUGCUGCUGUUGCAACAAUUUACUUUCCGGAGAGACCCCAUUUGAAGCGGAUCUUGCUUCCGUUCACACUCUCAAUGUUCACUCCCAUCCCCAACUUCAUCAGCCUCAAAGCAUUCCUCCACAUCUCCGGCAACGGCGGGACUGCCGGUGGCGGUGGCGGUCGGUUCCCCUGGGCACUGACCACGGUGGCGGGUUCCCACUCUGCUUCUUCGCCUGCUGCUGUUGUAGCCGUCACUGCCUUGGCGGGAAUCGCCGUCUUUGCCGCCAUCUUCUACACCACUAGUAGAAAACUGACGCUUAUAGAAGGGGAAAGGAAAGGGGAAAAGGGAGAAACAAAAGAUUUCAGUUAUAUAUUUAAGUAGAUGAAAGCUCUGAGACGAAGUCAUACUUCGUCGGCGUCUUCAAAUACUCCUUCUCCGUCGUCGUCUGGUUCAGGAUCAUCGUCCUCCACUUGGAUUCAAUUGCGUUCGGUCCUAUUCGUUGUUAAUUCCUCCUCACAAGCUCAUUACUCCCAUCUCGAUCGGGGGCGUCUCAAAUCACCAUGGUCCCGUAGGAAAAGAAAACAUGUCCUUACUCCUCAACAAUGGAGUAAUUUUCUUACACCAGAUGGGAAACUACGUGAUGGUGGAGCCAAGUUUUUGAAGAAAGUUCGAAGUGGAGGUGUUGAACCAAGUAUUAGACCAGAGGUCUGGCCAUUUCUGCUUGGAGUUUAUGACUUGGACAGCUCUAAAGAGGAAAGGGAGCUCCUAAGAACCCAGAAAAGGUAUGUCUGUCCGAAUUCAAGGAAAGAGUAUGAGAAACUCAGGAGACAGUGCCGGAGAAUCCUUAGGCGAAGUUCCGAGACCUUCAAAUUGUGUGAAAAUGGUGAAACAGUCGACAAUGAAGAAGAUGGUGGAAGUUCUGCUCAUGAUACUGACUCUUCGAGUCACGAGGAUGUGGUCAGUGCCCGGGAGUCCCUUUCUAGUGAAGGAAAGAGUCCAGAUGUUGAAUAUUCAAUUGAUCCAUGUACCACACUUUCAGAAGGUGCUGAUGCCUCUGCACAAAAUACCGAGUCGUCUGAUGACUCUGAAUUAUCCGAAGAUUCUGAAGUCAUUCAGGCAUCUGCUCCAGAAAACAGGGAAGAUAAUGAUGAUGUGCAUGUUUCUUCCAAAGUUGAUACUUCUCCAUCACUUCCAACUCGCUGUGCUGUUGAAGAUUUCGCCACAUGGCAACGAAUAAUUCGUGUUGAUGCAGUGCGUGCCAACUCAGAGUGGGUCCCUUACUCCCCUUCUCAGGCUUCCGUAUCUGAAGUCAGAGCCCAGCGCUCAGCUGAGGCAGUCGGGUUAAAAGAACACGAUCACCUUGAGCCAUGCAGAGUUUUCCAUGCAGCAAGACUAGUUGCCAUAUUAGAGGCUUAUGCACUCUACGACCCUGAAAUUGGUUAUUGCCAAGGGAUGAGCGAUCUACUCAGCCCAAUCAUUGCAGUGAUGCAAGAAGAUCACGAAGCCUUCUGGUGUUUUGUCGGAUUCAUGAAGAAGGCUCGACAUAACUUUAGGCUUGAUGAGGUAGGCAUCCGAAGGCAGCUGAGCAUUGUCUCCAAGAUUAUCAAAUUUAAGGACUCACACCUCUACAGACAUCUGGAGAAGCUUCAGGCUGAGGAUUGUUUCUUCGUUUAUAGGAUGGUUGUGGUGUUAUUUAGGAGGGAGUUGAGUUUUGAGCAGACGCUUUGUCUGUGGGAGGUCAUGUGGGCAGAUCAGGCUGCUAUAAGAGCUGGGAUCGGGAAGUCAGCAGGGAGCAGAAUUAGGCAGAGAGUGCCUCCGACGGAUGAUCUGUUGCUCUAUGCUAUUGCAGCUUCAGUGCUGCAGAAGAGGAAGUUGAUAAUCGAGAAGUACAGUAGCAUGGAUGAGAUUCUGAGGGAGUGCAAUAGCAUGUCGGGUCAACUCGAUGUGUGGAAGCUUUUGGAUGAUGCACAUAACUUGGUGGUCAAUUUGCAUGAGAAGAUCGAGACGUGAUUCGAGCUGAGUGACACAUCUGCUGCUUGCUCCACUGAUUUAUUUGUUUUUCUUUUCUGAAGUUCUUCUAAAGGAUCAUCUAAGCCUCAGCAGGGAAUCUAGAAGGCUGGAAACGCUCUUGGCCGGUUCCUGAUGUCCUUUUGAGCAUGUUUUUAUGGCAGUUGCAUGCAAUGCUUGUAAAGGAAACCCCACUGUGAUUUUUUUAUGCAUCAGUUGCUCCUCCUGGAAUGUUUCUAUGCUGCUUUCUAAUGUUUGAAAGUAGGUAUAGCCUGCAUUCCGAACCAGUAUGAUCGUGUACUGGGGACUGAUUUAAGAAGGAAACAUUAUGUACUACGGGACUAUGAAUACCAACACACUGAUUGCUGAAUUCCCAAUCGUUUCA
Messenger RNA from Linum tenue, 2527 nucleotides. The record is from the annotation of a GenBank genome assembly. Lineage: Eukaryota; Viridiplantae; Streptophyta; Magnoliopsida; Malpighiales; Linaceae.